Messenger RNA from Menidia menidia (Atlantic silverside), 2016 nucleotides. Lineage: Eukaryota; Metazoa; Chordata; Actinopteri; Atheriniformes; Atherinopsidae. The record is from the annotation of a GenBank genome assembly.
AUGGGGAAAAAACACAAGAAGCAUAAGCCGGAAUGGAUAACAGUUGGUGACUACGAGGACAAAGCUCUUGAGAAGCCCUUGAAGAUCAAGCUCAAAGUCGGGGGGAGUGAGGUGACGGAGCUCUCGGGGUCGGGCCAUGAUUCCAGCUACUACGAUGACAGGUCGGACCAUGAGCGAGAGCGCCACAAAGACAAAAAGAAAAAGAAGAAGAAAAAGUCUGAGAAAGAUAAAGACAAAUAUGUGGAUGACGAAGAGCGCAGGCGGCGGAAGGAGGAGAAAAGGAAGAAGAGAGAACGAGAGCAGCUUGAGGCGGAGGCAGCAGCAGCUGCUUCAGCCACAGGUGUCGGCGUGCCCGUCGAGCCAUUCACGUUGUCGAAAAGUUUGGCUAUUGGAUUAGAGCCGGAGGAGAAGAAAAAGAAGAAAGAGAGGUUUGAGGUGGAACCUGAAGUGGAGGAGUUUCACCCCAAUGUGAAGGUGGAUGUCGAGCAGCAAGGAGACAGGCCAGUUAGAGCAUGCCGCACUCAACAAGAAAAUGAGUCCACUCCACGUCAACAACUGCUGGAACACUUCCUGAGGCAGCUGCAGAGGAAAGAUCCACAUGGAUUCUUUGCGUUUCCAGUAACGGAUGCAAUCGCUCCCGGUUACUCGUCCAUCAUCAAGCAUCCCAUGGACUUCAGCACCAUGAAGGACAAAAUCAUAAACAAUGACUACAACACAGUGACAGAGUUCAAGGCGGACUUUAAACUGAUGUGCGACAAUGCUAUGGUGUACAACCGACCGGAGACAGUCUACUACAAGGCUGCCAAGAAACUGCUCCAUACAGGAUUUAAGAUGAUGAGCAAGGAGCGUCUUUUGGCUCUGAAGCGCAGCAUGUCCUUCAUGCAGGACAUGGAUUGUACCCAGCAGGCUGCCAUUCUGGGCGAUGAGGACCUAACGGCUGAUCUCCCUCCUCCAGAGACCAUCCCCAUCCCCAUGGACACUCUUAAAAAGUCCAGAAAACAACCAGCCAAAGACAUGAAGGAAGUCAUCAGUUACCUGUUUGAGCCGGAGGGAAACGCCUGCAGCCUGACUGACAGCACAGCGGAGGAGCACGUCCUGGCGCUGGUUGAACACUCUGCAGAUGAAGCUCGGGACCGCAUCAACAGAUAUAUGCCAAACUCCAAGAUGGGUUACUUGCGUAAAGAACCAGAUGGCUCUCUUUUAUAUACUGUUGUAAAUCAGCUUGAUCCUGAUGCAGAAGAAGAUGAGACCCAUAAAGUAGACCUGAGUUCUCUGUCAAACAAGCUUUUGCCUGGUUUAACAACAUUAGGUUUCAAAGAUGACAGGAGACAUAAAGUGACCUUUCUUAGCAGUGCUUACAACACCCAGAGCCUUCAGAAGAAUUCCGUCUUUUCAGACUUGCAGUCUGACGAAGUGGACAUGCUGUAUUCAGCCUAUGGAGAUGACACCGGAGUACAGUGUGCUCUGAGUAUACAGGACUUUGUCAAAGGGUGUAGUGAUGUCACAAAGCAUUGGGUUGAUGGACUCCUGGACAAGAUGACGGCAGGCGAUCAUACCAAAGCCGUCAAUCAGAUUCGACAGAAAAGAAACAUAAUGCUGAAACCUGAUGAAACCAAGUCCAGUAUCUGUGACAUGCAGAUGCCAGAUGGUGCUGGCCUGGGAGAGAGCAGCUCUGUGCUUGACUUCAUGUCAAUGAAGAACUAUCCCGACAUGUCCCUGGAUAUUUCCAUGCUUAACCCCUUAGGUAAAAGUGUGAAAAAAGAGCCCGGGAACGAGGAUGGCCACCAGCACUUUGACGACACGGAUAAGCUUCUGCAGGAGUUCCAGGAGGCUCAGGUUGACAGAGUUUGCUCCAGACCCUCCUCCAACCUGUCCUCCCUAUCCAACGCCUCCGAGAGGGACCAGCACCACUUAGGGAGCCCGUCACACCUGGGAGUAGGGGACCAGUCGGAAAUGGUUCACGACCCCUACGAGUUCCUUCAGUCUCCGGAGCCAGAGGGCACAGCCAACAGCUGA